Xyrauchen texanus (razorback sucker) is the source of this 5701-nucleotide messenger RNA. Its product is annotated as EMILIN-2-like. Gene Ontology annotation, molecular function: protein binding. The record is from RefSeq and is a predicted model, not a curated record. Bases 116 to 3388 code for a protein of 1090 amino acids. The transcript is spliced from 9 exons. NCBI's taxonomy places the organism in Eukaryota, Metazoa, Chordata, Actinopteri, Cypriniformes, Catostomidae.
CUUGGAAGUUACUUGAACGCGCUCUCUUUAUUCUGUGGCCUUUUCUGGGCUGACACGCGUAAAGACUUUUCACACCCUGAUACGUUGUAGGUUUUUACUUUUUCUUUUUCAAACAAUGAAUUGCGAACAAACUUUCUUUGGUGUACAGUUUACAGUUUUCUUUAUGAUAAGCUUUUCUCUCACUCAUGGAUAUCCGGCAAGCCUGUUCGCGGGUAACGCAUAUUCAGGAACAGUUCAUAGGCACAGAAAUAAAAACUGGUGCGCAUUUAUUGUCCAAAAGAACGUAAGUUGCGCAGUUCAAGGCAGUGUGGAAAGUUACGUUGAGCCUGAAGCUGCGCGCUGUCCGGAGCAUCCGUCCGACUGUGAGCAACAAGUGAUAUACAGGACUCGGUUUCGACCCACUUAUAAGAUAGCAUACAAGAUUGUGACUGAGCUAGAAUGGAGGUGCUGCCCAGGAUACCAGGGUCCAGACUGCAGAGAACUUAAAAGCUCUCCAAACAGACAGACAGUAUAUCCACAGUCACACCCACAGCCCCAUUCUGGACAAACUCGAACGGCACAAAGGCCAGAGCAGCGAGAAACAGGACAAUAUGAUGUCAGACGUGGAGUUGACAAAACACGUAUGUUAGAGGAAGAAGUACAGCGUCUCUCUCAGACAGUGCUGGAUCUUCAAGCAGCCAUGACAGGUAUGGCAGAGAACCUGCGCACAGACUUACAGGAGGACACGAGCAAGAUGCUUAUUACUCUGCUCAAUGACCGGAAUGCACCAGACAGUGCGCGAACAGGAGGCAUUGAGGAGAGUGUCAUGCAUCUGGAUGGCCACCAGGCCACGAGAGGCCACACCCAUGGGGAAAGGGAACUUGAGACAGUGCUGGCCAGACUCAAUGAUAUGACCGAUGCUCUUAAAAGCAAGGGUGAAAAACUUGAGGAACUGUGGGAAACAGUGACCGGCCAUGAUGGGCAGAUCCGAAUGCUUAUGGAUACCUCUCAAGGCCUAGAAUUAACUGGUGCUGACUCCCCUGACGUAGACAUCCUUCAGACCUAUAUUGAUGAAAAAUUUGAGAUGCUCAAAAAGGAGCUUGUUGGAAACAUGGAGGACCAUAUGGCCAAGUUGAAAAGUGCAUGUGAUGAUAAGCUACAAUCUCUUCAAAAGACAUGUGAAGAAGGACGAGAAAGCGGCUAUGUUAGUCUUACCGAUCUGGUGCACAACAAGGAAUCUGAGCUUAGAAAGGAGAUCCGUGCACUGCGAUUGGAUUUGUCCAUGUCAGAUGGUGUAGCUCGCACAAACCACCAAAUAACUGAUGUAAAAGACGAUAGUGACUACAAUGACUUGAGGCGGAAACUUGAUCGAGUGGCAGAUGCUCAUCGUGUCCUUAAUGCCAGAGUAGACAAUGAGCUAGAACAUCUGUCCACGUUGAAAAUAGAAGACAUGCUUGGUUCACGUAUAGUGGACCUAGAAGACAGGAUGAAUGUAACUGAGCGAAACGCAGAGACUUAUUGUUUCUAUGUGGAUGAGAAACUUACCAAGCAAAUUACGGAUGAUGCAACUAUUCUGCGUCAACUCCUGGAUGAGAAGCUGAACGCUAUGCAGGAUCAGUUCACUGCAAUGCUGAUUGAGAUGAGCAACAACUCCUUCCCAGGGAUGUUUAGUGAUUCUGUUGAUGCACUGCAAACUCAGGUUAACUCGAAUAAGUACAUUAUACAGGGUUUGGAGGACAAGUUUAACGCCAUUGGACGGAUAUACUCAGCCAAUGGCAAAACCAACCUACACACUGAUUCCCAAAAACCAGAAGGUAUGGACAGUCUUAUAAAGGACGUGAGACUCUGCAGAAAUGACUUGGACGAUUUGCGUUCUGAUUUUGUGAACAAUGUAGCAAAACUUCAUACAUUGGAGGAUAGAAUUGAUAGGAUGUCACCUGAGAAACUGCUCAGAGGACAUGCGCAGGACACCCACCGAAGGAUUAAUGCAUUGACUGAAAACGUUAAUGGCUUGACUGGAGCUAUAACAGGAUUGGGAGAUACGUUGAGCAAAUUUAGCCAAGACCUUCACAAUUUAAAAUCAACAUGUUGCCAGGCAGGACAGGUAAAUGUUCCUAAUGUUUGGGCUGAAAGCAGCCCAAGUCGCAGUCAGAUUGAGGAGCUACGAGACAAGCUGGACACACUGAAUGCACGAGUAACCACAGAGUUGAGCGUGUGUAAGUUCAACACUGCUGGAGUAGCUGAGGGUGUGUCUGCAGUGGAUAACAGGGUGACUGCUCUGGAGAAGAUUUGUGGACUGCUUGAUGGUGGGACAAAUAUACAGGGCCUUUCAAGGAAUUUGGAAAAGCAAAUGGCACAGAUAAACACCACUCUAGUUAGUUAUUCAGGGGACAUCACUGCUCUUCAGAACUCCCUUCUGAAUUUUCAAAGCCAGCUUGCAGAAAUGGCUAAGCAGAUUCUCAGGGACCAUGUACAAAAAGAACAAGGACUGCCUGUGAGGCAAGAGAGACCAGCGCCUGUCCCUGACAUUAAAACUCCAGCUCAACCCAAAAGACACUAUAUUCCCCAUAUCCACAUACCUUUGAUAAUACCCCAUAGAACAGUGCCAGUCACUGGUCUCCCCCAUGUGCACCAGCCCCCCAUCCCCCGCUACUUCCCACCACCCACCAGCCCCAGGCAACCCAUCCUCCCCAUGCAACCCAACCAACCCGCUGUACACAAACCAGUGGUGGUUACAGGGCAAGCCGGUCCACCUGGGUAUGUGCGCAGGGUGACAGUUAGACGUGAUCAGAGCUCGGAGGACUCAAAAUCACCUGUAAAGGGAUUUGCUGGUGCGCCAGGCUAUCCUCCUGUUAAUCCUCCUUCAAAAAAUACAAAACAACCAAAACCAGUUGCACAUGUCCCAUGGAAUCUGGCAUACCAAAGACCCAUUGCAACUCCAGUGUCACAGCAGAACUCCUUGAUGGACCCUUUUUCUUUCUCUGCUGGACUUACAAGGCAGUCUUUCUCAGGGGACUUUGAUAUCAUUCGCUUUGAUAGGGUGCUAGUCAAUGAUGGAGGACACUACAACCCUCAUACAGGGAUCUUCACAGUGCCUGCUGAUGGCCGUUAUUUGGUCACUGCUGUUCUAACAGCUCCGCAGGGUGAGCAUGCAGAAGCUGUGCUGUCUGUGUCCAAUCGCAGUGUGCAGAAGUUGGACACAGCGGGUUACUGGAGUGGCCGCCCACGGCUGACCCAAAAUCAGUGUGCAUGCGGGGGGUCUGCAUCCUUCAACCUUAUCCUCCCACUCCGGCGAGGGGACACCGUAGCCUUGGUCCGCACCGCUGGAAAGCUAGCGAUUUCUGAAUCCAGAGAGAUCCUCUCCACCUUCAGCGCAAUAUUCCUCUACUCCUCUCAAACCAAGAGAUAACACAAGAACAUCUAAUGUGACCAUCCAAUGCAAGUCAAUGUCAAGUUUUACACUUAUGACUACGAAAUAGAGUUUUGCUUUGGUUAUUUAUCAAAACUACAGGGCUGAGACACACAAUUUGACAGUAUUUUAAUAGAGGGAUGUAUUUUUCCUAAACAUCAAAGUGCUGCGAUAGCAAGGCAGGCUAGGUUUGUGCCAAAGCAAGGGAGCAUAUCAAUAGAUUUUAGUAGUAAUAAUCUAUAUUUGCCAUAAUCUAUAAAGUUUCUUUUAAAAUUGUGAUUUGACCAAAUAUAUAUAAAUGUAAAAGCAGGUUUAUAUAGUUUUUCAACAUUAAAUUAACAUUUGCAUACUUUUAUCCUUCUAAAAUAUCACGUGGUUUUAGUGUGAAUAACACUUUUUUUAAAUCCUCAGGGUGUGGGAUCAGUUUUUCCUCCAAAGAUUAAUCAAAGCUUAAAUGGAUAGCUGCAAUCCACAGAAUGAAACUAAUAAUACAGCCAUUUUAUAUUUUCACAAUUGCAUUUUCAUGUUUAAGCCUACAUUGUGUAACUUAUGGCCCUCAAGCAGUUGAAGAAUAAAACUGCAAGUUACUUGUGGAGGCACUUUGUUUUGGUAAAUGCUUGAGUCUGGCUUUGGCUCUGCUCUUCUGUACAGAUGUAUCUGAUGGAUUGAUGAGUAUCAGUGUAACCAUUGUUACAGGUGAUCAUCUUAUCAGAGCGAAUGUCACUAAAAACAAAACCACCUCCCUGCAAAAAAAAAAAUAACGAAAGGAAGCAAAAGAUGGAUAUCCGUAAAAUGUCUAAUGAGCUGGUAAGUAGCAUAACCUCCGCUGUUGUUUUGACUUUUUUUAUAUAAUUAACAUUACAAAAGUUAUGCAAUAUUAGAUGAUUGCUAAUCAUGUAAGAUAAAGUCAAACGGUGGAAAGUAGAACUAAGCAGGCAAAUAGACCAAGGUAGUAAAUGGUUUAGAGAUUAGCAUUGUUACCAGCAUAAAGUCAAUUUUUUUUUCCAUUGUCCUUCCUCAAAUGAUAUUGAAAGCACUGCAGUGCCACAAUCCAUAAUAAAAUGCCCCAUUAGAUUGUGCCGACCGUUACAUAGCGUUAGCCAAUCACAUAUCUUACCAAUCAAUAGAGCAAGAAAUCUUAACUUAAUCUCUGGGUCGGUUUUAAAUCUUUUAAGAUGUCGUAGUUGUCGCCACCUCUGAAAAAGCUAAGCCGAUGUUGUUUCAUGUUUUAUCAUUACAGGCUCUGUUGCUUUCCCUUUUUGCUUAAAGGCUCUUGUUUGUUUGAGCUUUCUUUAUUUUGAAAUGGGGUGAUUCCCCAGACUGGUUGCCUUUUUGAAUGAUCCAUGGUCAAAUGUUGCUCAUGUGUUGUGGCUACAAGCUUUUCAGCUCCAAACUACUACCAUGCAUAUCACUGGACAUAUACACACGUUUUAGGAGCUCAGGAACUUCUUUUCUUUAUUUACGGACAUGCCAUAAACACGCACAUAUGACUGACAGAAGUGUGCAAUUUCACACAAAAUCCGUCUCGACAGCUCUAAAAUAUUAAUAAUUAUUAUAGGCUUACUGUAGUGAAUCAGGUUAAGGCAAAAAACAUGGUUUGGAAGAUGGAUUGUUGGUGUACUUGCUCAUUAAAGAAAUUGUUCAUUUCUAGUAAAAAAACAUUUUCAUGGAGUAGCUUUUAAAAAAUCGUAACCAUAUGAUCGCAAGCAAUUAGUCAACAUCACUUGCAAUAUCCAUAUUCUGUAAUUGAAAAAGGCAAUAAAAUUAAUUUUCCACACACAAUGGGCUUUUUUACAACUGUUAAAAUUAAGCAAAUCAAGUACAGGCCAUAUAAAUUAGAGUAGAAGGAUUUCCACACCAUUGUAUUAAAUACAUCUUUAAUUGAUUCAUCAACAUUGUCCAAACUACAUAUAUAUAUAUAUAUAUUUUGUAAAUUAUGGUACAAUUAUCCAUUUUAAGAUAUUUAUGCUGGCCUAAGGCAAUGCGAAGCUAUACAUCAAAACCAAGAAACGCACCAUCCCACAAAUAGCAUACAAUUAAAAAUAAAAACAAGUAAAACAAAAAGGCAUCAAAGAUCAAAGUGGAAUGACAAAAAUGUUCAGCAUUCAGCACAUAAAACAGUAGUUUCAAAGAGGAAAAAAAAAUAGGCUUUUUAAUAUAUUUUUUUGUCUUUGCUUUUACCAUUAAUGUUAGGUUCAUACAAUACAAGUGUGUUUAUCCCACACAAGAGGUAUUACUUUCAUAGAAAGAAUGGGAUUCCUUUGUUAACAAUUAACAGAUUUCACUUCCUAACAUCAUAAAUGAGGACAAGCG